UGCAGAAUUGGAUGCAGUUCCCUUCUGGCUACAGCUCGCAUCCUCCAAACUAUAGUGCACCCUCAGGACACUAUACCCAAGUGCCCAAUAAAGCUGCUGCUUCACAUUUGGAUAAUCAGUACAGAGCAAGUUACUACCCUUCUUACUAUUCAGCACCAGCACAAAAUGUUCUGACACCGUCUGUGGGUACCGAUGGGUUGAAUUCACAGGAGUCGCAGCAGUUCUACAGCAAAACUCCUCCCCAUACAGUGGGGUCGGCUGAAGGACCUAUUCAAGGAGCAAUAUCCUCUGCAUCCUACUUGCAUACGAGCGCUCAGCAGUCAUACUCAGCAUUCGGUAAUCACUACAGCUCUUCAGUUGCAUCUCAGGGAUUUCCCCUUAAUUCUGAUCACUACACCAUGCCUGUGGUUUCUAGUGCCAUGUAUCCUAACGUUUCCUAUCCUGCAGCUGCUGGCAGUGUGUAUGGGCAGGCAUUUACCUCUCAGAGCCCACCUGCUGUUGGACAGUACAAAGAGCCAAGCACGUUUUCUAGCCAGAGUACGACAGUACCUCAUUCACUCCAACAGCACGUUCCCGUGGGAUAUAAUUCAACAAUGCCAACUGUUUCAUCUGCUCGGUCUGUUCAAGACAACCUCAACAGGAAUCUCGCUGGAUCGGUUGCUAAAGUAAACAACCAAAUAAAUACAGGUGGCAUUGACUCUUCAAAGCCCGUGCCCUCCGUGAGCCAGAGCGUUCCGUUCACCAAGCCUGGGGCUGGAACGUCUGCUUCCCCUGCUGCGAUCUCCUCCGUAAGGACACCGGCUCCAAGCCUUUCUUCACAGCCGCGAUCUUCACCCGCUGUUACCCAGUCACCAGAGUCGGCCCUUCAGGAAGGCAUGCAGUAUGGUGGAUAUGUUAAUAACCAAGCUAGCUCUGCACCAGCUCCCUUGUCAUCAAGUUCAGAUGAUGAGGAAGAGGAUGAGGAGGAUGAGGAAGCAGCAAUUGAUAGUUCCUCUACUACAAGCAGUGCCUCUCCUGUUCUGAACAAUUACGAUGCCCUGGAAGGAGGUGGCUAUGCAGAGACACGCUCUGCUACCAGCAGCCCAGCUCCUGCUCCAUCAGCUCCCCAGACAUCAAAAGCUUCGAAGCCCUUUGGUUACGGAUAUCCAGCGCUGCAGCCUGGCUACCAAAAUACAGCACCAUCUACUGCCGUGCAGCCCAGUAACCCAGGACACCAUCCGGGGUUUCAGCACUAUCUCCAGCAAUAUCCAGGUGUGAACCAGCUGUCCUCUUCCUUAGGAGGGUUAAGCCUACAGCAAUCUCAGCAACCAGAAAGCUUGAGACCAGUAAACCUUACACAAGAUAGAAAUAUUUUGCCUGUAUCUUCAGUUGCAGCACCUGUGCCUAACUUGAAUUCUGAUCUUAGGAAAUUGAACUGCAGUCCAGACUCAUUUCGAUGUACGUUGACAAAUAUUCCGCAGACACAGGCGUUGUUAAACAAAGCGAAGCUUCCUUUGGGGUUGUUGCUGCAUCCCUUCAGAGACCUAACGCAACUACCAGUAAUAACAUCAAGCACAAUAGUGAGAUGCAGAUCCUGCAGGACAUAUAUCAACCCUUUCGUUUCUUUCAUCGAUCAGAGGAGGUGGAAAUGCAAUCUGUGCUACAGAGUUAAUGAUGUUCCUGAAGAAUUCAUGUAUAACCCUCUGACGAGAUCUUACGGAGAGCCUCACAAACGGCCAGAGGUCCAAAAUUCUACAGUGGAAUUCAUUGCUUCCUCAGACUAUAUGCUUCGUCCUCCUCAGCCUGCGGUGUAUUUAUUUGUUUUAGAUGUGUCUCAUAAUGCAGUGGAGGCUGGAUAUUUGACAAUAGUCUGCCAGUCGUUGCUGGAACACCUAGACAAGCUGCCUGGAGACUCAAGAACCAGAAUAGGGUUCAUAACGUUUGACAGCACCGUGCAGUUUUACAACUUGCAAGAAGGUUUAUCUCAGCCUCAGAUGCUGAUUGUGUCGGAUAUCGAUGAUAUUUUCCUGCCUACACCCGAUAGUUUACUUGUAAAUCUCCAUGAAAGCAAAGAG
This is a messenger RNA of Eurypyga helias (sunbittern), 2054 nucleotides long. RefSeq names its product protein transport protein Sec24B-like. NCBI's taxonomy places the organism in Eukaryota, Metazoa, Chordata, Aves, Eurypygiformes, Eurypygidae. Gene Ontology annotation, molecular function: zinc ion binding; SNARE binding. Gene Ontology annotation, cellular component: endoplasmic reticulum exit site; COPII vesicle coat. The record is from RefSeq and is a predicted model, not a curated record. The transcript has 12 exons. Gene Ontology annotation, biological process: COPII-coated vesicle cargo loading; endoplasmic reticulum to Golgi vesicle-mediated transport; intracellular protein transport. The annotation marks the transcript as partial.